This is a messenger RNA of Spodoptera frugiperda (fall armyworm), 1738 nucleotides long. RefSeq lists its product as uncharacterized. The coding region runs from base 543 to 1400 and encodes 285 amino acids. Lineage: Eukaryota; Metazoa; Arthropoda; Insecta; Lepidoptera; Noctuidae. The transcript has 2 exons. The record is from RefSeq and is a predicted model, not a curated record.
CAGUGACAGCCAAUAAAUAAAUUAUUUACACUAAUAAAUUAUAAAUGCUUACAAUAAUACGAAAUUAUGUAUAACCGAUGUAUUACGAUGUAUGUAAAUACAGUAUAAAGUACAUAAAUAAAUACAUGACAAUCAUGGAAUCCGACCAAAAAUAUAUGUUGUGAAAAUUCAAUCUUGUAGCUUAGCACCAACUAACGCUCCGCAUAGCUCAAGACGCGGUAUUGUGACUGGCUUAACUGGUGCGACUUGCGUCUUGGUACAAAGUAUCCUAACCGUGGCUGGAGAAUACCUAAAACACUUGUAAAAGCCAUCAUACUGGUCGUCGCAUCGCGCUGCGCGGCGAGUCGCGGCUCUGCGCGGCGCAGCGGCGCGCGGCGCCUCAAGGAGUACUGGCCACAAGAUGGCCAUUAUAUUUUAAUUUUUUUAGUGCUAAAUAUUUUGACGGAUUUUGUCAAUGUCGUGUAGUGUAAAUAGUGUUUUUAUCUUUUUAAGCAUUUUUUAUAUCUUUUUUAUCUUAAGUAUACUUUUAUAGUCCAGGCUAUAUGCCUUAUGAUGUUGGAAGCAGCAGCUACGCCGGUCAGAGCGCCAGUCAACCUGCCGCAUUCCUGGAUGGGACUCUGGUAAGAUGCCCUCUUUGCUCUCAAGCACGUUUUUUUAAGGGUGAACGGGGUCUGAGGAUACAUCUGGGCAAGGUACAUAAACACAAAAAUGUGGAUCCUUCCCCAGUGUCAGCCUCAGCUCCUUCUCCAACUCCCCCUGUUCAAAAUAUUCAACUUUGGCAAACUCUAUCCAAAUUCAAAAACUCAAUCCCAAUUUUAAAGAGAGUUCCUCGAGGUGCGAGAGCAUCCGUGGCUUCAAGUUUGGCACGUUGUAUUGCUCUUGUAGCCCGAGAGAACUCUCCGAGUGCUUGGGAGCAAUUAUUAACUUUCCCAUUUAGGAUUCUACAUGUGCAGAAAGAUUUGGCUAGUAAAAAAACUUUAACAACCCAAAUUAAAGAUAAUUGUUUUUUGAAAACACAACCUUUCGACCCCAAAUUACCUGUACACUUCUCUCACAAAGGUUUGCUGCAUCAUGUAGAGUCCAAAUUAGCAGAUGGUGAUAUUCGUGGGGCUGCUAGGGUUCUAUUUAGCAGUGACGUGGUCGCUGCGUACUCUGCAGAGACUGUUACAGCCUUGCAGAGUAAGCACCCUUCCCCGGCAGAUGACCUCACUUUCCCUGACCCACCAAACCCUCAACUCCAUACCCUCGCCAUUACUGCCCAACAGGUUCGUGGGGCCAUCGACUCCUUUCGAAAUGGUUCUGCCGGCGGCCUCGACGGCUUGUCUCCUCAACAUCUAAAGGACCUAACGUGUUCAAGCGCCGGGGAAGCUGAGUUCUUCAGCGCUCAAAGGAUAUUUUAAAGCGACACUUACUUCAUUGCAGCCUGAAAUCAACCGAAAUUGAAUUAAUUUCGUCUGAAAUUCAGGUCGUACUAACUGAAACUUCAGUGUGAUCUACUUGCAAUAAGUACUUCCUUUGAUACAGAGUAAUUAACGAUUUUUUUACAGUUUCAGGGAUUUUUUCAGAGGAGAAGUCACAGGAUGAUUUGAUUUUCAUCUCUCAAAAUAAAAAAAAACAAGCGGAGGUAAUUGGGCUUCCGGUAAUCUCACUCACACAACAAAACACAAGGCAAGCGUUGUUUCACGUCGGUUUUCUAUGCGGCCGUGGUAUCACUCCGGUCGAGCCGGGCCCAUUCGUG